CGGCGGGUUGUCCUUCUUAUUCUUCGCGAAGGCAUAAGCAAGCUCUAGAUCGUACGCCCGAAGAUGACCCUCAAAGAAGUCCUUGAACUCCUCAAAUUUCUCUCCAUGAUCCUCGAACAUCCUAAGCAGCAACUCAUCGUUAGCCCUAUUCCAGCUCGUGUGGGGAUCUGCGACCAGCUUUGCCCACCUGCUAACCGCUGCGCUUUUGCCACGGUUCGGGAAGAAUAAUGCACCGAAGUAUUUGGGCAAGA
Messenger RNA from Cucurbitaria berberidis CBS 394.84, 251 nucleotides. RefSeq lists its product as uncharacterized. The transcript has a single exon. The record is from RefSeq and is a predicted model, not a curated record. Bases 64 to 228 code for a protein of 54 amino acids. Lineage: Eukaryota; Fungi; Ascomycota; Dothideomycetes; Pleosporales; Cucurbitariaceae.